Molecule: messenger RNA, 2433 nt
Organism: Lycium ferocissimum
Lineage: Eukaryota; Viridiplantae; Streptophyta; Magnoliopsida; Solanales; Solanaceae
Exons: 6
Coding region: 294-1112 (272 amino acids)
Molecular function (GO): RNA binding
Source: RefSeq, a predicted model, not a curated record
UCCGUAUUAUGUUACUCUUUCUUUUUCCCCCUUUUUUCUAUUACUCCUAUCUUUCUUUUGCUUUCCCUUCCCUCCCAUUUCCCUCUAUCUCCUUCUCUUUUCCCUCCCUCGUUCCCUCUCUGACCUAAUUGUCUUCCUUCAUUUUCAAGAUCCUUCUUCUUCCACCUCUUUUCUUCCCCUUCUAGAUCUAUAUCCCCUUGGAGUUGUGCACACAGAUAGAUAUUCAUCCAUCAAAGAUCCAUCGCAAGAGACUUAUUAUAUAAUAAUUUCUUCUUUUGUUAACAAAGAAGAAGAUGACUCCAUCAGGUCAAUUCGGGGACACCACGUACACUAAGGUGUUUGUUGGAGGAUUGGCUUGGGAGACUCAGAAGGAGACCAUGAAGAAAUACUUUGAACAGUUUGGUGACAUCUUGGAGGCUGUCGUCAUCACUGAUAAGGCUACUGGAAGAUCCAAAGGCUAUGGAUUUGUAACAUUUCGUGAAGCAGAAGCAGCCAUGAGGGCUUGUGUUGAUGCUGCUCCUGUCAUUGAUGGCAGAAGGGCCAACUGCAAUCUUGCUUCCAUGGGAGUUCAAAGAUCUAAGCCUACUACCCCUAAACAUGGAGGCAGGAACUUUAGGGUGAUGAGUGGGUUUCAAGCAACAGCAACAGCAGCAGCAGCAGGAGGAGGUGGGUUAGGAACAGCUUUUCCUUCAGCAGCAACCUUCCCUCAUUAUGCCAUCCAACAAGGGAUCCCUUACAAUUUUUAUGGGUACUCUCCCUACUCGCCAGAUUACACUUACCCUACGGGUUACUAUAGUGUGUAUGGAGGAGCAGCUAGUCAAUAUCCGGCCGUGUAUGGGAGUGCGGCAGCUAGUGGUGUAUUAUCGAGUGCAGCUGCUGCUUUUUACCCAUACAUGAAUUUCGGAGAAGGAGGCGGUAAUGGCGGUUACACAGCGAGCCAGGGCUAUGCUGGUGUUCAGUACCCACACCAUCUCUUCCCCUAUUCAGCAGCUGCUACUGGUGCGGCAGGUUACCCAGCACAGCACUAUGGGACCCCUAUUUCCCUCGCUCCCUCACCUGCAAUGCAUUCAGGCGUGACAAUGACGCUGCGUGCACCAAUUCCUCAUCGCUAAGAGAGAUCGUAUAAUUGUCAAAUGGUCAAGACAGAUCGAUACAAAAUUGAUCUACCUGAAAAAACUCUCUGAAGGAUCUUUGGCCUAACCAUGGUUCUCUUGCAUCUUUCUCUUUCUCAAAUGGAGGCCGGCCUGCGUAUGGAACAAGGGCCUCUCCACAAGUUUAAAGCCCCCCAUAGGGGUACACUACCUUCAAAAAAUGUGGAGUAAAAUUAACUUCUCCACAUUUCCAUUUCUUCUCUUGUAAGGAAAGGCUCCUUCAAGAGAAACAAAGCAUGCAUAUGCAUCUCAUCAUCACCAACUCAAGCUAUCAAAACAGCUUAGUUGGUCAUCAUGUUUUUAUCUUCUUUUUUUUAUUUCUAAAACCUUAGCCCUGGAAAGGCUGAGCAAAUUUUGCCCUUCAAGGGCUCAACUAAAAAGUCCUGAGAGUUUUAGUUUUUUCUUUAAAAAAACAAUCUAUGUAAAUUUCAGGAAUAUUCCAACUUGCAGUCUUUUCAACUUCACCUUAAAUGCGGAUCUUGAAAUGGCUGAUCCCUCCAACUUAAGCUUUAUAACUUGUAGAUGUUAUAGAAAUCUUGUGAAAUCGUGGGCAUGAGGAUGUCCAAAGUUUUUGUUACUGCUAACUAUUAACUAGUCUUAGGAUUUUAGAACUUAGACUAGGAUCAUUCACCUUUUGAAAAUCCUUUUAAAAUUUUCAUUUUGAUAAUCACACACUAUGUGUCUAACAAGACAGCAAUUUCUCUUGAGGAUAAGGGGGACUGUCUGAAUUGACUGUUGAUGUUUCGUUUCUAAUGAUGUAAAAAGUUUAGGGUGGGCUAGAAUUGGGUAAUUCUAGCCCCUUUUACUUUAAUAUAGGAGGGAUAGUGGAUAGUGUUGAUUUUUCCUUUUCUUUGGUAAAUCACUUUAGCUUUUAAUCAUAUUUCAUUAACUUUUUCAGGAACUCCAUUAAAUGGUUAUGGAGUUCCAAUGCAUGAGAAGUUAGUCACCCUAGGGAGAUAUUUUGGGGUCUCUUGGGUUCUUCUUCAACUAGACUCAUCAACCAUGGUUAGGACUCAGGUCAUCUUCAUUUCUCUAUCACUCUCUCUUUCUCUGUAAUUUGAGCUGAAAUUUGAUACUCUUUAUAUGUAUAAGCCUAUGAUGUUUGGAAUGUAGUAGUAACUAGGAACAAGAUUCCUUCUCCAUCGUGGAUGAUUGAGAAUGGAUUGAUACUACUUAAGCUACUUACUGUUUCUAUUUCAACUGUGUCCGAGACGACUUUAUUUUAAUUUUGCUAAUGCAUCGUUUAUGAUGGACUAAUGUUAUCCGUCAUCAAUUUGAACUU